AGAUGAGAUCCUGCACAAACAAGCUUAAUCGGAGCAAACAAGUAGUUACUGAGUUGCUAGUGUUUUGUUGUAUUGAUUUCACCAUUGUGUCCGUCUUUACACUGUCCCUUCUUUACUUUAAUCGUUUCUUUCGCUUUUAUUCUUUCUUUUAUUUAGUUAACAAUCAAAUCUCUCUUAAAUGCCUUCAUAUACUCGAUUCCUCGAGGAAAAACAAUUAGAAAAUCUACGUCUAUACAAAUAUGCAGCCAUAGACAAAUCACCUAUUUCCAAUUAUAUUUUGAAGCACUAUUGGAACUUUGCUAUUACUCUCUUUCCAAGAACAAUAGCUCCGAAUCUCAUUACUCUGAUCGGGUUGUUCUUCAUGGUGGCCAAUGUCAUUAUCAUUGGCAUCUAUUCACCAGACUUAAGCACAGACGCACCCAACUGGAUCAACUUUUGCUUUGCGGUUGGCCUUUGGCUUUACUCUACCUUUGAUAAUGUCGAUGGCCGACAGGCACGACGUACAGGUACAUCUUCACCAUUAGGUGAAUUAUUUGAUCACGGCUGUGACGCUAUCAAUUGCACCUAUGUCGCUCUAUUACAGACAGCUGCAUUAGGUUUGGGACACUCUUACUCUGCUGCUAUUUUACUUUUCACUACCAUUGCUGGCUUUUACUUAUCGACAGCCGAGGAAUAUUAUACAGGUGUCCUCUAUCUUGGCUAUGUCAAUGGGCCUACGGAGGGUAUUAUCGUUUCAUGCUUGGCUUUUUUGUGGUCUGGUAUAUACGGUGUUGCUUCAUGGCACGUGAGGGUGGUUGAAGUCUCGUGGCUUCAUUGGACAGACUCUUUCUUAACUGGUGGUACUACGUUUGCUGACCUAUUUGUGUGGGGAAUGGCAUUACUCUUCUUGGUUACUCAUCUCCCAGUUUGUGUCUACUCAAUUUCUUUAGCUUGUAAAGAGAAGGGACUUGAUCAAUUCGAUGUUUUUCACGAAGUCUUCAGUCCAAUUAUCAAAGUCCUGAUCUUUGCUUUUAUCUGGCUAACAUCGUCAUCAACUAUUAUAUUCAAAGAGAAGCAUUUUAUUCUAUUCGCACUUUAUGUGGGAUUCUUGUUCGGUGAAAUGGCUUCUGAUAUUAUUCUUGCCCAUUUAACAAAAUCAUCCUUCCCUCGAUUUUUUAAUAUGACUUUCUCAUUGGCUAUGAUGACGUUACUCGUCAGUCUCAAUGGGUUUUUUAGCGUGAAUGUUGUUGCUGAAUACAAUACACUAUUCAUUCUUUGCGGCAUAACAGUCAUUCACUUCAUGGUGAGGGCUGUACGCGUGAUCAAUGCAUUUUGUGAAUUCUUGAAUAUUCGUUGUCUUACCAUUCCAGCGUCAUCAUCAAAGCAAAGAGAUAGAGCCCUUGUACCUAACUCUGAAGCUGAACAAGAAGCAGAAUCACUUUUAAUCUCUCAAGAAGAAGGUUCCUCAUCUUUGUCUUCUACUAGUCAACAACAAUACCAUACAUUUUAAUAGCUUUAAUUUCCGUAAUGAAAACUAAUUCUUAUUACUAUUAUUUACCGCUUAAUAUGUUUACGGAAUACCCGCUUCCAUAUCAAUUAUACGUUAUUAAACCAUUAUUUAUUUAUUGAUCAAUUUUUUCAGAAAAAAAAAAUUGAAGAACAAUAACAGUUAAAAUAGGUGUAGAGGUAGAG
Mycotypha africana is the source of this 1671-nucleotide messenger RNA. RefSeq lists its product as uncharacterized. Gene Ontology annotation, molecular function: phosphotransferase activity, for other substituted phosphate groups. Gene Ontology annotation, biological process: phospholipid biosynthetic process. The coding region runs from base 179 to 1489 and encodes 436 amino acids. NCBI's taxonomy places the organism in Eukaryota, Fungi, Mucoromycota, Mucoromycetes, Mucorales, Mycotyphaceae. Gene Ontology annotation, cellular component: membrane. The transcript is spliced from 6 exons. The record is from RefSeq and is a predicted model, not a curated record.